AUGGCGGCCCCUCGUGUGCUUUUACGGAGAGAUGUUCAAACUACUGGAUCUUCACCAACGAGCAGGACAAUGAAAUUAAAUGUCGUGCAAGGCUUAGCAUCCCUUCCAAAAGGUCAACUUAAAUAUGAUACGAAUUGGAAACCAACCAUUGAGGCUCUCGAAGAGUUUUCUAAACCACCACGUUUAUCAAAGGAAAUGUUGUCGUCAGUUUCCCCAACGAGUAAGUCACUUAGUUUGUCAGGAGGCGCAAGAAUAAAGCAGCGUAUAGAAGAGUCAGAAUCUGAUGUUAUUUCUAUCAAUAGUGCUUCUAGUAGUGUCGAACAUACGGUAGAAAAUGACAGAAUUAAAGCGAGGGAGGCUGACCUGCUUGAAAAGGAAUUACAGGCAAGCUUCGAUACAACGCAUGUUGAUAUCAAAAAUUACACAGAAGGAAAGCAUCUGCAAGCACAGGAUAGGCUCCGUUCAAGAAAAGAGAAGAUGAUAGAACAUUUUAAAACAUUACAGGAAGAAAAAGAUAAUUAUUUACAAGAGAAAGAGAAUGAAAGAGUUGAGGAAUUUAUUAAAUCUGUGCAAGCACUGCAAGAAGAUGAAACGAGAAAAAGCGAGGAAGCUAGACAACGUCAGCAACAACUUGAACAGUCACAUGAAGAGUAUGCACAACGGGCAGUUAGAAAAGUAAAAGAAGUAGAGGCUUUAAGAUUAAAGGUUCUUAAAGAAGAACAACAGAUCAGGAAACAGCUAAUGCAGCUGGAAGUGUCAUUCACUAGUAUAAGGGAAACUGCUUCAACCAUUCAACAGAUUUUUCAGCAAUGUAAGUAUCAGUCGUCAUUGUCAACGUCAAUGACAGAUGUGCUUAAAGAGGUAGAUAAGGUCCUGAAAGUUUCACAGAAUGCUUUUGAUGAUGCAAAUGAAAAGGGACAAGUUACUGAGAUGAAUGAGAAGAUUAUGCAUGAGUGUUCUUCUCUGAUCCAAGCCAUGCUUCAAAAGACUAAAAACAUUGUUGAGGAGAUCAGUGUAAAAGCAAUGAAAGAAGAAGCUGAGCGUCAGGCUAAAGCAAAGGAGGAGGCAGAGAAAAAGGAAAAGGAAAAAGCUGAGAAAGAAAAAGCCGAGAGAGCUGCAAGAGAACGCCAGAACAGCCAGAUAUCUACUUCAGCUAGUCAAACAACUUCUGGUAAACAACAGACUUCUGGUCUGUCUAAAGAGCUCACCUCUUGCAUUUCAGAAUUGGCUUGGCAUGAGUAUUCACGAUUACUUAGUUACAAAGCUGAGAUAACAAAGACAGCUGAACCGUUGAACACCGACAAGUCCUUAAAGCAGUUAAAAUUUGACCUUCAGAAGGCUGUUGCUACACCAAUCAAUUCUAUAUCUGAAGAGUCAAUACUUGACAAGAUACAGCGCUUGACUAAAUUCCUUUCUAGGGCAUCAGUUGCAGUUGGACGUAAAGAGAUCUCCAUUUCUGUGCAUCCAGCGGCUGAGGUAAGUAGACUGUGAGCACUGAUAAGGUCGAAGGAUUAGGGUAUGUUCGAUUGACCAUAUCCCGAAAUAAAAAUGAAAGGAAUGAACUCUAAAAGUCAUUCAUUUUAGUGUUUAUUGCUUUGCAAUAGCUAGAAAUCUGAGUGUAUGAAAAUUAAUAUAAUGUCCCAAUGUAUGUAACAUUUAAGCGGCCCAAAAAUUAUCCAGAGAACUGCAAUGAAACUUUUGCACAUUCUCAUAAUAUUUCCUGAAUGCGCCCUUAGCAACCCUUAGUAAAAUGUAUAAAUUCAAGAAAUUCUCCAAAGAAGGACAUGCAUCCCACUUUGUAGGAAAAUUGAGAGAAAUUAAUUUUACUGACUGAAAGCAGUAUCCACUGAAAAAUCGAAAAGUAAUGGAGACAUCUGUUUUCUGUUGUCUUCUUUAAAUAGCCGCAGUUAUGGCUUGUCUCUGUGAGUGUCUGCAAUAGUAACAAACUUUGUAAACUAUAAAAUCUCUGAGGCAACUGUGACAAGUGAUGUACUGGGAUAAAUUAUUUUAUCUAUACAGGCAUUUAAAUUGCAUGAAUUGUCCAAAAUUUAUUUUGGUUCUAUUUUUCUUCUGUUUUCUUAUGAAAGUAGCCAUGGGCCUCAUUCUUAGUAGCUGGGAGAAAUCCCCAGCCCCCACCUGUAAAUGACAGCCUUGUAUAUUCACUUUUGUUUUUCUUGCCCCUCUGUGUCGUCUGCCAUUCAGCAAAGUGUUUUUGUACCUUGUGACCAUUUCAUGCACAGGGCCCAUUACUCCCAAAACAAUUGCAUAUUCCCGACAACUUGAAAUCUCAGUGACAGCCCUGAAAAAUUCUAUGAAAUUGACCCCCAAUAAAAAGUACCCUAUAACGUUCUGUUCCAUUGUUUACUAGAAUAAUUAUUAUUAUUGUAAUUUUAUGUACAGGCAUACUGCAAGGAAAUGAUUGCAAGAAAACUGGUGGCUCAAGGUUCUCAGCAAGUUUCAUCCAGCGUCAGUUCUGCUUUUCCAAUUGCUGCAGUUGCCAUAGGGGUGUGGUCCAGUUUUCCUGAUGUUGGUGAUCUUAUUCUAAUGAGGUUCUACGAGGAGUGCCCAUUCCUGGUACCAUUUUAUAUCCCUAAGGCGGCUGGGAUGACAGAUGCAGAGUACUUUGCUACUCUUGGCUAUCUGUGUUCAGAUGGUCAGGUUGAACAAAAAGACAAGUACCUCAAGCGCAUGACUGGAAUUGUCCGCCUGUAUGCGGCAAUUAUCUCCUCCCUACCCCCACCGGGACAAUCACAACCACACCCCCAUGGGCCUGAAAAGGGAUGGACUUGGUUGGCAAGAAUGUUGAACUUAGAACCACGACCAGACUACACUGCUACGGCUCUUUAUGAAUUUUUAUCCAUUGCAGGGCACGCACUGAUGAAACAGUACAAGAAACAGUUUGGCAAGCUACUCAACACCUUGGUGUUAGACUAUGUACCCAAGAUUGAGAAAGUUACCGCAAAGGAACAGAGUGGACCCGUUAGUAGAUUAAAGAUCUUUCUGGAAAAAUGCAUCAAGGAUCAGAAAAUUCCUUUGCCAGAAGGGUACCUCACACCACAAUGGUGGCGAUCUGCUAGAUUUUAAAUGAGGAAAAGUGGGUGGAGACCUUUCACGUAAAUUUAACUUUUUAGCCAUAAAAAUCCUAAUAAAAGAUGACACUUUUUAUCUGUUUAAGAGGAGGUAACAUUUCGGACAGGCGGCUUUCUCAAGAUUUAUAAGUUGGAGGUCUCUCUCAUCUAGUUUACUUUUCAAACAUGUAACAAGAACCAUGUCACUAUACGAGUGACCCUGACUUCUUCGGAAUUUGAGUUUUUAUCCCCGUUUAGCUUCUCAGGUGAUAUUCCUUCAAAAACUCUUUUCCUAGACCUUUUAAAAAAGCUCUUCGUCUGAUUUAAUAUUGCCAGGGAUGAUUUAAUAUUGCGCGAGACCUCUCCCGGCUUCGUCGCUCGCUCGGCCGCUUCGAGGCCUAAAAAGCGCGCUCCGCUCGCUUUGAAACUCGUGAAGUCGACUUGCGGCAAGUCUACUCUUCUCCUGGACAAUUUUGUAGACUUGUGGC
Messenger RNA from Porites evermanni, 3556 nucleotides. Lineage: Eukaryota; Metazoa; Cnidaria; Anthozoa; Scleractinia; Poritidae. The record is from the annotation of a GenBank genome assembly.